Molecule: messenger RNA, 2969 nt
Organism: Homo sapiens (human)
Lineage: Eukaryota; Metazoa; Chordata; Mammalia; Primates; Hominidae
Gene: P2RX6
Product: purinergic receptor P2X 6
Exons: 11
Coding region: 706-1578 (290 amino acids)
Biological process (GO): response to ATP; monoatomic ion transport; excitatory postsynaptic potential
Cellular component (GO): membrane; glutamatergic synapse; endoplasmic reticulum membrane
Molecular function (GO): protein-containing complex binding; monoatomic ion channel activity; ATP binding
Source: RefSeq, marked reviewed
AUGCUGACUCAUGUGCCCGCAGCUAGCAGGAGCUGGCAGCAUGGGCUCCCCAGGGGCUACGACAGGCUGGGGGCUUCUGGAUUAUAAGACGGAGAAGUAUGUGAUGACCAGGAACUGGCGGGUGGGCGCCCUGCAGAGGCUGCUGCAGUUUGGGAUCGUGGUCUAUGUGGUAGGGUAAGAGAGAAGAGCUUUUGGCCAGGCUGGAGGGGCAAGGGAAGAGGUGGGGGGUGGGGCUUGGUCCUGCUGGGUUGAAGUUGAGGGUUGGGCUGUUUAGGGGCUGGAGUGGAAGGGGGCAGAUUGGGACGGGGUUGGGGAGAGCUAGGCGAUACAAGACAGGAGAGCAAGAACAAGCUGUGUGUUUGUCCUGUGUGUCCACUUGCCUCCUUCCCAGGCCCCCACCCAGGCCCCACCCAGGGGGCACAUGACAUAGUCCUUAACAUCUGUGAGAGCUGGAGCACUAGGCCCCCAGAGAGACCACCAGCUGUAUCUCGGGUGGGCUCUCCUCGCCAAAAAAGGCUACCAGGAGCGGGACCUGGAACCCCAGUUUUCCAUCAUCACCAAACUCAAAGGGGUUUCCGUCACUCAGAUCAAGGAGCUUGGAAACCGGCUGUGGGAUGUGGCCGACUUCGUGAAGCCACCUCAGGGAGAGAACGUGUUCUUCUUGGUGACCAACUUCCUUGUGACGCCAGCCCAAGUUCAGGGCAGAUGCCCAGAGGUGUAAAAACAGGCCAGUGUGUGGUGUUCAAUGGGACCCACAGGACCUGUGAGAUCUGGAGUUGGUGCCCCGUGGAGAGUGGCGUUGUGCCCUCGAGGCCCCUGCUGGCCCAGGCCCAGAACUUCACACUGUUCAUCAAAAACACAGUCACCUUCAGCAAGUUCAACUUCUCUAAGUCCAAUGCCUUGGAGACCUGGGACCCCACCUAUUUUAAGCACUGCCGCUAUGAACCACAAUUCAGCCCCUACUGUCCCGUGUUCCGCAUUGGGGACCUCGUGGCCAAGGCUGGAGGGACCUUCGAGGACCUGGCGUUGCUGGGUGGCUCUGUAGGCAUCAGAGUUCACUGGGAUUGUGACCUGGACACCGGGGACUCUGGCUGCUGGCCUCACUACUCCUUCCAGCUGCAGGAGAAGAGCUACAACUUCAGGACAGCCACUCACUGGUGGGAGCAACCGGGUGUGGAGGCCCGCACCCUGCUCAAGCUCUAUGGAAUCCGCUUCGACAUCCUCGUCACCGGGCAGGCAGGGAAGUUCGGGCUCAUCCCCACGGCCGUCACACUGGGCACCGGGGCAGCUUGGCUGGGCGUGGUCACCUUUUUCUGUGACCUGCUACUGCUGUAUGUGGAUAGAGAAGCCCAUUUCUACUGGAGGACAAAGUAUGAGGAGGCCAAGGCCCCGAAAGCAACCGCCAACUCUGUGUGGAGGGAGCUGGCCCUUGCAUCCCAAGCCCGACUGGCCGAGUGCCUCAGACGGAGCUCAGCACCUGCACCCACGGCCACUGCUGCUGGGAGUCAGACACAGACACCAGGAUGGCCCUGUCCAAGUUCUGACACCCACUUGCCAACCCAUUCCGGGAGCCUGUAGCCGUUCCCUGCUGGUUGAGAGUUGGGGGCUGGGAAGGGCGGGGCCCUGCCUGGGGAUCUCAAGGAUGAGGCCCCAGCAUGGAGGAUUGGGGGUAGAAUUCCACCCUUGAACCCCAGCAGACAGUCCCUCCCCUGACUCCCACCUUGGUAGGGUGCUGCCUCAGGGAGCCAUAGAAGUCGGCUGUGUUUUGAGACGGCGACAGAACCUGACCCGUGGAGACUGGGAGAGCCCAGCAGGCACCUGUAUUGCAGGGCUCCGACUGCAUGUGGCAGGGGCUCCUGCUGCGUCUGGGCCUGGAGGUCUCUCUCCCAGUGCUCUGUCCCCAGUGUUCCUAGCAGAGGUAUGCUUACCAGCUGUCAGCACAGACCCUCCUGCUGCCUGGGUCCUGGCCCUCCUCCCCCAUCUGCACCCCCAUCAUAGGUAGAGACCCCACCCUCCCAUCGGUCCUACAUGGGGCUGUGCAGCUGGAGCCAAAAAGGCAAGGUAGAAAGAGGAGUGAUGGGGGAGGGGGAUUGUUUCAGCUUCUCUGGUGCUGUGAUGCCCCAGGAGAGUCCUAAUCUAGGGAAUGGGGUGGAGUAGGCAGAUAAUCCACCUCCCUAUCCCCCAGGCAAGGGCGGAGCAUGUGUCUUGGGCCCACACCUGCUUAGUUUAUGAGGACCGGCUGCUUUCCAGUGGUAGCCCUUUUGCCAUGGAGGUCUGGGAGAGAGAGCAGAGGGCGGCAGGGCUAAGUUGGUGAUCAUUGGGUUCUUCAGGACCUUCUAUAUCCCUCCUCGGUAACCCCCCAGCCCAACCCCUUGGAAUCUUUCCUCCAGGCUUCCUGAGAGCCCUGGGGGUGGGAGGCUGUGGGAGGCUGUACAUCUGAAAUUCACUUCAGUCCAAGUCAUACCUAGGAAGCUGUCUGGGCAGCUGCUCGAGGGAGGCCCUGGCUCUGAUCCCAGGCUGGAUGGAGUGGCUGGAAGGAAUGGUUCCAAACAACACCACCGAGAUCUCCCUCAGGCUGGCCAGGUUUUGCAGCUGGAAUUCUCCUCUUGGUCCCAGGGCGGGGCAGGGAAUUCUAAGUGUCCACCCCAGGGAGGCAAGGGGCUGCUUUCCACUGUGGGUACCUGGUGAUCAGGGCAAGCUGUGGAGGGCCAGGGGUGGGGCUGAGACUGGGCUGACAUCUAGAAUCACCUGCCACCUGGAGCCUCAGUAAAAUGCCUGGGGUCCCUGCUGCCUCUCAAUCUCCAGAGCCAUGUCCAUGGGGAGGUGGGCUCUGAAGGGCGAAGGUGGGAGAGCAGGGCCCCUGAGGCCUGGGUAUCCAAGGAGGGGCACGUGCACCUGAUUCUCCUUGGGGCCCAGAGGAAGCUGAUGUCAUGGCUGGACAAAGUCACGGAGUAAAGCCAGCAAAGCCA